Styela clava is the source of this 2809-nucleotide messenger RNA. RefSeq names its product fascin-like. Gene Ontology annotation, molecular function: protein-macromolecule adaptor activity; actin filament binding. Lineage: Eukaryota; Metazoa; Chordata; Ascidiacea; Stolidobranchia; Styelidae. The record is from RefSeq and is a predicted model, not a curated record. Gene Ontology annotation, biological process: establishment or maintenance of cell polarity; actin filament bundle assembly; cell migration. Gene Ontology annotation, cellular component: cytoplasm; actin cytoskeleton.
GCAGCCUUUAACAUAGAGAGCUCUACGUAGUUGCUAUUUUCUUGGUAAAGUUCGAUUGAUUUAGAAAAACAAUCAACAUGACAGAUGAUACAUUAAAGUUCACGUUCGGUCUCAUCAACUCUUCCGACAGGUAUUUGACUGCUGAGACCUUCAAUUUUAAAAUUGAUGCGAGCGCAACUGGAAUGAAGCAGAGACAAAUUUGGUGUCUGGAGCAAGAGGCUGAUGGAUCAUGUGUUUAUUUUAAGAGCUGUUUGAAUCGUUAUCUUGGCACUGACAAAUAUGGAAAGGUUCGUUGUGACGAUGAGACUCCUGGCAAAGAAAACGCUUUUCACGUUGAGGCCACAGCUGACGGAAGAUGGGCAAUCAAAUCUGCCGAAUAUGAUCGCUACUUCGGAGGAAGUCCAGACUGUUUGGACUGUUUCGGGAAGGACAUCGACAAUAAUAGACUCUGGAUUGUCCAUCUUGCUAUGCACCCUCAAAUGAACUUGUACAGCUUGACCAGAAAGAAGUUUGCGGCGGUCGAAGGAGACGAACUACAAGUGACUCAACUUACUCCAUGGGGAGUCAAUACCCUCAUCACUCUCGUCUACAGAGAGAGGGGAUACGGACUCAUGACUGCGGAUAACCGAUAUCUUUCAAAAGCUGGCACCCUAGAAGAUUCUUUUGGGCCUAGCACGAGAUUCACUUUGGAGUUUUAUGCCGGGUGUAUCGCAUUUAAAGAUAUGGACGGAAAGUACUUGUCUCCAAUCGGACCCAAGGGAGCGAUCCAAUCCAGGAAAGGUCAAGUGUCAAAAGAUGAGAAGUUUUCAAUGCAGGAUUCUCAUCCACAAUUCCAUCUGAAAUCAAAAACAAGGAACAAAUUCGUCUCAGUCAAGCAAGGUGUCCAAGUUGUCGCAAACCAAGAAGAGCCAUCUGAAGAUAAUACUGAAACCUUCCAGAUGGAAAUCAACCCGGAUACAGGAUUUUGGAGUUUCAGAACCACCAAGGAUAACUACUGGAAAUGCGAUAUGAACAACAACGUGAUGGCCAACAAUCAUAAGAGGGACGAUGACUCCUGGUUCCAGAUUGAGUGGCGGGGAAGAUCAGUUCGGUUGAGGACGGCGUCUGGAAAGUACGUCGCUGUCAAAUCCGGAGGAAACUUGAUCCUGAAGUCUGACGAAAGUGAUGCCGAAGAAUUUGUUCUGACUCUCAUAAAUCGCCCUGUGAUCGUGUUCCGAUGCAUGAAUAGUUUUAUUGGAAUCCACGGAGAGAAAUUGAACGGAAAGAGAGCAAAUUACGACAUCUUCACGAUGGAAGAAAAAGAUGGAGCUUAUGCGUUCAAAGGACGAAACGGCAAGUACUGGGCUCUCACUGGUGAUAGCAGUAUCGCAAUCAAUUCCGCUCACCCAGAAUAUUUCAUCAUUGAAUUGGUAAAGCACAGCAGGCUAAUGAUCCGACCAGAGCAAAGCGACAAGUUCUUAGUAGCUGACAAGGUCACCGGAACAUUGACCGCCAGUGGAUGCCGCGAUGAUGAAGGUGUAUUGUGGGAGUACUAGUGAAUUAUGGGAAAUUUAUGAUGAACAAGCAUGCAAUAUAAUAUUACUUAUCAUUUUUGUCAACAGAUAUUCGAGACAGUAAAAUAUUUUGGAAAAAUAACGUUUUCAUUCGUAUUAUUUCCCCCCCGUCGGAGAUUAGGUAUUAAUUGGUGUCACUCACUCACUAUUCUUUGCUCAAAAUUGGAUUAAAUGCGGAUUCGGCGACUGGGUCUAAAACUCACUUAUAUUGAAAAAUAUUGCUUUAGUCAUCAAUAAAAUAAACUUAUUUUUAUUUGACGUUUUUCUUGGAUUUUGUCAUUUUGUAAAAAGAUUUGAUCAUUCAAUGAGCUAGUUUUUGCAUAUUUCACAUGUACAUUCUGGAUCGUAUGUGACAAGGCCAUUUUUUUUACUAUAGUCGAGAAUUUUACAAUAAAUAAUAUUCCCUCCAUAUCAUAUUGGAAAGAGAAAUUUCGUUAAACAUCGAAAAACAGAGAUAUUCGUGUAUAAUAUAGCCAUAAUUGUAUCAACCAGUAUAUGAAUUCCAUACAAAAGCCAGUGUUCCGAGUUUUCUUUUAUUGUUUUUCAAUUAAAAUUUACGGAUGUCCUUGCAAGUACAUUGGCACUUUUUGUUGUGUAAUUAAUCGCAUUUUAUCAUUCGAAAAGACCGAAUAAUCAUUUUUUCUUUGCAAUCUUCUGUUCCGGAUUUUAGUACAUGCAUUCCUGAGGAAUAACACCUGUAAAAAUAUUUUAUCUCCCUGUAUUGUCGGAUAUUUUAUCAAGUAUUAUUCGUUUUUUUAUUCGGAAAUAUUAUUUUAUUUUUGAUCAUAUAUUGGCACAGCAUGCAAUUAUUACGUUAUAACUUCUCCAGAUUUGGCCGUCAUGUUGCAAUUAGAUACAUUUCUGAAGCGUAUGACAUCAUCACAUGAUAUGAAUGAUGACGUCACCAACAUGUUCAUUUUUUAUAUUUCAUCAAUUUGUUGUAUUUUUAAAACGUAAAUAUUUAUAAGGAAGCCGAUUCAGCAUAUGAGAAUGUAGAAGACAUGGGUUCAACGUUCCAUCCCAUUUGUUAAUUUUUAUCUUUCAACUUAUCAGAAUUACACAUUUAUCUAAUCAGUCAAUAGAUUACGAAAUAGAUAUGCUUGAUUGGGAUCAAAUAAAUUGUUGUUUUUGAUAACGAUUCCAUUGUCUUAACGAUACUACCAUCCCUGUCAUGUGUCCAUUCCUAUGUUAUUAUUUGAUGUGUAUUCGUACUAUUCUUACAUAAUUACGAGCAAUAAAUAGAGCCAGAGAGAGUG